Euleptes europaea (tarantolino) is the source of this 1218-nucleotide messenger RNA. RefSeq names its product CD82 molecule (gene CD82). NCBI's taxonomy places the organism in Eukaryota, Metazoa, Chordata, Lepidosauria, Squamata, Sphaerodactylidae. The record is from RefSeq and is a predicted model, not a curated record. The transcript is spliced from 8 exons. The coding region runs from base 22 to 819 and encodes 265 amino acids. Gene Ontology annotation, cellular component: membrane.
CAGGUUUUAUAAAAAGAGAAGAUGGGAUCUGGCUGCCUGAAAGUUACGAAGUACUUCCUUUUCCUCUUCAACCUGCUUUUCUUUAUCUUGGGUGCUGUGAUUCUGGGCUUCGGAAUAUGGAUUAUGGUCGACAAAAACAGCUUCAUUUACGUUUUGCAAACUUCGUCAUCAUCAUUAAAGACUGGGGCAUACAUUCUCAUUGGAGUUGGGGCUGUCACCAUGUUAAUGGGGUUCCUGGGCUGCCUUGGAGCAGUCAAUGAGAUUCGAUGUCUCUUGGGACUGUACUUCACCUGUCUGUUGCUGAUCCUGAUAGGCCAGAUAGCUGCUGGACUGCUCAUCUACUUUCAAAAAGAUGGCCUCAAAGCAGAAGUAUCUGGAAUCGUUCAUAAACUUAUCCAGGAUUAUAAUCCUAACGAUGAAAGAAACAGGACCAUUCAGAAUGCAUGGGACUAUGUCCAGUCACAGCUUUCUUGCUGUGGCUGGACUGGGCCGGAAAACUGGAUGCAGAACACAAUCCUCCUGGACAGAAAUCAGACUUCCUACCCUUGCUCUUGCAAAAAUGGCACAACGGAAUCUCUGCAAUAUGAGGGCUUCUGCGAUUUGGACACUGUUUCUAACCCCAAUGCAACAUUUGCUAAUUGGCCAGUUAACAAGAAGGGGUGCAUGGAAGGUGUGGAAAGCUGGGUACAAGAGAACCUUGGCAUCAUUCUUGGAGUCUGCGCAGGAGUUGCUGUCAUUGAGCUGCUGGGAAUGGUGCUUUCCAUCUGCCUUUGCAAGAACAUACAUACUGAAGACUACACCAAAGUGCCCAAGUACUGAGACCACUGGCCUCGGGAAUUGCCCCAGAGCAAACGGACCAUUUCUCUCCUUGUACCCAGACUGUCUUCAUCACUUAGCAUUCCGCCUGUGACAUGCAACAUUGCUGUGGAUCUCUGAGGCUGCGCUGCAGCUGUGAAUUCUUUGAGGGAUCAGGGCUUGGGCAGCCCCCCUCCUAUCUUUUGACUGUUCUUCCAUGAAGCAGGCCACUUAAGUCUUCCUCUACUCAUACGAUGCCCUGCACCUUUACUGUCAGCACUGUGCUAGACAGUCCUUUAUUUUUAUCUUGGUUUUGACCCAUUGUGAUUAGACUUAGAGUAGUCCUUCCUGCAGCCACCGGCUACCAGGGCUGUAUGUACAUAACCCUUGCAUUCUUCAACUAGGAAGAAUCUUCAGGGCCUU